Molecule: messenger RNA, 6554 nt
Organism: Dicentrarchus labrax (European seabass)
Lineage: Eukaryota; Metazoa; Chordata; Actinopteri; Moronidae
Gene: epha8
Product: eph receptor A8
Exons: 20
Coding region: 458-3556 (1032 amino acids)
Biological process (GO): cell surface receptor protein tyrosine kinase signaling pathway; axon guidance; protein phosphorylation
Cellular component (GO): neuron projection; plasma membrane
Molecular function (GO): protein binding; ATP binding; transmembrane-ephrin receptor activity
Source: RefSeq, a predicted model, not a curated record
UAGGAUGGGAGGGUGUGGCAACGCAGGGAGCAUUUAGUGUGCAGCGCCGGAUGAUCCCGCACUCUAAUUGGCUGUUGAGACUUUGACAGACGCACUCGUCCCUCCCCCUAUCCGGCUGCCUGCCGAAAGUGUAUGUAUGUAUGUGUGUGUGUGCGCGGGGGAGCCGGCAGACUGAAGCGAGCCACAGAGGCAGGCUCUAACUCCAACCCAAUGAGCUCACAGCCCCUCACACUCACACACACUCUUCACACACACACACUCACUCUCUCCUCAGUGCCGGCUCUCGCUCUUGCUUCAACCCUGGGACACAGAAGAGGAAGAAGGGAGAGGGGAGAGAGAGAGAGAGAGAGAGAGAGAGGAAGCGAGUGGCAGAGAGGGAGAGUGAGGGCGAGGGAGUAAGAGAGGAGAGAGGGAGAGAGAGGCAGAGGGAGACUGGCGGGGUGUGAGGGAGAACACCAUGGCUUCAGAUCCGGGGCUGGCUGCGAUGCUGCUAUGGACUAUAUCACUACAGGCUCUGGGCACCGCAGGAACUAACAGCAACGAAGUGAAUCUGCUGGACACGACGACGAUCACAGGAGACUGGGGCUGGCUAACGUAUCCGUCGCAUGGGUGGGACGCCAUUAAUGAGAUGGACGAGUACUUCAGUCCUAUCCACACGUACCAGGUCUGUAACGUGAUGAGCCCCAGCCAGAACAACUGGCUGAGGACGGUCUGGAUCCCUCGAGAGGGAGCGAGGAGGAUCUACAUCGAGGUCAAGUUCACCCUGAGAGACUGCAACAGCAUGCCUGGAGUACUGGGCACCUGCAAGGAAACCUUCAACCUGUACUACUACGAGUCGGACAGAGCGGUGGGCUCGGCUAUACGGGAGAACCAGUUUAAUAAGAUUGACACCAUCGCUGCUGAUGAGAGCUUCACGGGGGUGGACCUGGGGGUCCGCAGGCUUAAACUCAACACUGAGGUGCGAGGGGUGGGCCCCCUGACCAGACGAGGGUUCUACCUGGCCUUCCAGGACAUCGGCGCCUGCAUCGCCCUCACCUCUGUGCGGGUGUACUACAAACGCUGCGUGGGCGUGAGCCGUAACCUGGCGGUGUUCACCGAUGUGGUGACAGGCGCCGAUUCCUCCUCGCUGGUGGAGGUCAGGGGUCAGUGUGUGGAUCACGCAGAGGAGAGGGACACGCCCAAGAUGUACUGCAGCGCUGAGGGGGAGUGGCUGGUGCCCAUCGGGAGGUGUGUGUGCUCCGCUGGGUUCGAAGAACACAGAGACUCCUGCGUGGCCUGUGAGGUGGGUUUCUAUAAGCCAGUGGCGGGCGAUGGCCUGUGUGGUAAAUGUCCUCAGCACAGCCACUCAGAGACCAGAGCUGCCCUCUCCUGCCCCUGCGAUUCCAACUACUAUCGGGCGGCAGAUGACCCACCAGCGGCUCCAUGCUCCCGCCCUCCAUCUGCUCCAGUAAGCGUCAUCUCCUCGGUCAAUGGGACGUCUGUGAAUUUAGAGUGGGAUCGCCCUCUGGAUACUGGAGGUCGCAGCGACCUGCAGUACAGCGUGUUGUGUCUGAAAUGCUCAGGGGAAGGAAGGCCCUGCGAGAACUGCGCAUCCUACCCAGGAGGUGCUGGUGGAGGAAAGGCAGGGGCGAGUAUCGGGUCCAUGGGAGGAGGGAUGGUGGAGCGCUCGGGCAAUGCAGCUGUUCGAUUUGUUCCCCGCCAGACCGGGUUGACAGAGCCCUGGGUGACGGUGCUCAACCUGGUGGCUCACACCAACUACUCCUUCCGCAUCCUGGCUAUGAACGCAGUAACACACCUGAGCAACGAGCCGUCACCUUACGCCUUGGUCAACAUCACAACGAACCAGGCAGCCCCCUCUGAAGUGUUAGCGAUCCGCCAGGAGAACACCAGCCAGAACAGCGUGACUCUGCUGUGGCAUGAACCCAACCAGCCCAACGGAGUAAUCCUGGAGUAUGACAUCAAAUACUAUGAGAAGGACAAUGAAGAGCACAGUUACUCCACUCUGAAGUCUAAAAAUACCAGUGCCCGAGUGUCAGGGCUAAAGCCGGGCACCAAGUACAUCUUUCAGGUCCGAGCCAGAACGUCAGCAGGCUGCGGACGCUUCAGCCAGAACGUGGAAAUCCAGACUGGGAAAGCAGCUCCUCUGCGCUACAACACCAUGACCAUCAUUUGGAUCUGCAUGGCCCUGGUGUCUGGCUUGGUCACCUUCCUGGCCAUCAUCAUCUGCAGGAAACGGCAAGGCUACACUUUACCACACUACCCAUCGCUGCUACACUGUGGCUACAGCAAAGCCUUCCAGGACUCUGAUGAGGAGAAGAUGCAUUACCAGAACGGCCACGUGUCAUUCCCCGACGCGAGGUUCUAUAUCGACCCACACACAUACGAGGACCCCUGCCAGGCGGUCCACGAGUUUGCCCGAGAAAUUGAAGCUUCCAGGAUCAAAAUAGAGAAAAUCAUUGGUUCAGGGGAGUUUGGGGAGGUGUGUUAUGGACGUAUGAGACUCCCAGGGAAGAGAGACAUCCCAGUGGCCCUUAAGACGCUGAAGGCAGGAUACACAGAGAAGCAGAAGAGGGACUUCCUGGCCGAGGCGUCCAUCAUGGCCCAAUUCGACCACCCGAACGUCAUCCGCCUGGAGGGAGUGGUAACCCAGAGCAAACCAGUGAUGAUCAUUACGGAGUACAUGGAGAACGGCUCUCUGGACUCCUUCCUCAGGAGACACGAUGGCCAGUUCACCAUCAUCCAGCUGGUCGGCUUGCUGCGCGGCAUCGCGGCUGGCAUGACCUACCUGUCUGACCUGGGCUACAUCCACAGAGACCUGGCUGCCCGCAACAUCCUGGUCAACAGCAACCUGGUGUGUAAGGUGUCUGACUUCGGCCUGUCCCGAGUACUGGAGGAUGACCCCGACGCUGCAUACACCACCAGUGUGAGUUUUCACAUUGAGGGCGGGAAAAUUCCAAUCCGCUGGACCGCCCCGGAGGCCAUCGCCUACAGGAAGUUCUCCUCCUCCAGUGACGUGUGGAGCUACGGAGUGGUCAUGUGGGAGGUGAUGUCCUACGGAGAGCGACCAUACUGGAACCUCACCAACAGAGAUGUGAUCAAAUCUGUGGAAGAGGGCUACAGGCUGCCUGCUCCUAUGGGCUGCCCUGCUGCUCUACACACUCUCAUGCUGGACUGCUGGCAGAAGGAUCGCAGCGAGAGGCCGCGCUUUUGCCAGAUAGUCACCGUUCUUGACAAGCUAAUCCGCAACCCGGAGAACCUGAAGUCCAUGGACACACUCUGCAGUUUAAACAGUCCUCCACUGAUGGACAGAGCCAUCCCAGACUUCAGUAGCUGUAACUCAGUGAACGAGUGGCUGGACACCAUAAAGAUGAGCCGCUACAAGGACCACUUUGCAGCAGGGGGGUACCACACUCUGGGACACGUCAUAGGCAUGAACCAAGGGGACAUCCAGAGGCUCGGGGUGACGCUGAUGGGCCACCAGAAGAAGAUCAUGACUAGCGUCCAGCUGAUGAGGGCGCAGGUCCUCAACAAGAGUGUGCCGUCUGUGCACGUAUAACUCCAACGCAGAGGUUUCUGUAUGCUGAAAUCUAGAAACCCAGGCUUCUACAAGGUCUAAAAGGGACUCCGUGGAAUUUAAGAUGGUCUGAGAAACAGGAGAAGAAAAUAUGUGGGAACUUUACAAGACUUUUUCCUCAAGAAAUUGAAGAACAAAACGUGAAAGGUUUUAACUGUGGAGCAAGUUAACAUGACUUCUACAGGACAAGUCUGACCUUUCAUUUUUUUUCCUAUCUGAUUGCAUUUUCUGAGUUUAAACGUCUUGUUUAUAAAUGGAAAGACUGCCUUAAUUACCACAAAUUAUUUUAAUUUUAUUGUCUACAAAGAGAAGAUAAUUUAUCAAUCAUGAAUUUAUCAGAGAGAUAUGAUUUACUGAACCGGGCAAUAGCAAGAGUACAUGGAGUGAUGUAGAGGGUGGGGGGUGGGGAUGGGGGGGUGUUUUCAAAUAUUCUGAUGACACUCGCUGCCUCUCCUGCAGUACCAGCUUGAGGAGAACGAGGCCCAGAAUGAGGCUCGCGUCACAGAAAAAGUGGAGAAAAGUGAGAUAGGGCUCACCCGAGUUGCCAGAUCGUCUCCGCAGCGGAGAAGACCUAUUUCACCCCAGGCUAUUAAUACCAACAACAGGCACAUUUCUCCGCCGUCCAACCUUGAUGAAUGACCCCAGGAGAGCCCUGGAGCCCUCUGCCCAGUUUUGAAUCUGCGCAGCGCACAACUACUGUACUUGGAAGAAGUGUGUGAUUCAGUUACAGUGCACUUUAUUCUACAAUCUCUCUGUGUUUGGAGAGGCUUUGCAGUCGUGUCACAAAUCUCCUCUCAGCCACAGCCGGAGCCACAGGGUUGGUCUCGUAAAGAAUUAGCUGUUUGAAAAUAUGAUAUGAUAAAUAAUGACUAACUAUAAAACCCAAGGAGAAAAAGAGAUAUCUCACAUUCAUUAGGGUUUUAAGUAGCUCCCUCAUUACAUUUCUUUCUCCAAAUUUAAGUAAACUGAGAAGAAACUAUAUGUAAAUUACAUAAAGUAUGUGUUUAAAUAUGUAUACACAACUAUUUUGGCCAUUUCAAAUACUGUGAAAAAUAUUACAUCUGAUGCAUUUUCAGUAUAUUUGGGGAUUUGUUGUUAUACCUCUUAUUCCUAAUGCACUGGUAUUUCAAAUGCAGGUUUAAAUGUAUAGCAAAUAUAUUUUAAAUUCACUUCAAGUAUUGUAGAUCUAUUUCAGUUUUUCCUGGUAAAGUUUAUUUUGAUCUUUGCAAUUGUAGUUAAAUUAAUCUUUACUAAAGGUUCACUUACUCCCACAGUAGGCCUAUGUUUGACUACUCAGUGUAUGGCAACUGAGCUAACUGAGCUGGUGAAGAAUGUGAGAUGUGGUUGAGAACAGAACAAGCUAGUAAGUUGACCCUGAGUUAAGAUUAUUUUGUCAAACUCUUUUAGUUCUUCUGUUUCUCUAGUUCAAAUAUAUUUAAAAAUAAUCUAUUUCAAAUAUAUUAUUUAAUAUAUUACAAUCAAUACUUCUCAAGGCAUGACAGGAUACACACUUUUCCUUUAUUACUUUCAGACACAGAAAUACAUUUUCAUGUAGCUGAAAGGCAUUUUUGACACAUAUAUGGAAGAUCCUGUGUGUCAAAAAUGUGUUUGAAAAGUAUGGUGGCCAAAAUGAACAUCGGUUAACAUUUUGCAGUAGCAUCAGUAGCUGGCAGCAAGCUCCUAUUAAGCAAAACAGCUGGUAUUAAUGUUAACUGACAACUAGGUGCUAACUCUAGCUUCUACUAAAUGAGUUAGUAUGUAAGCUAGCUGUACAACAGCAGAUUGCUAAUUAGCCAAGUAGAUAUUGAUGUGUUAGCUAACUGCUGCUGAAAUAUCUCAAUUGUUUUGAUUUGAAACAGAUGUGUUUGUGAAAAAAAAAAAAAAAAUCAGACAAAUGUCUUUACAAUGAUUGUCCAAGGCCGACGACAUGGCUGCACAAGGUGUUGGCUUAAUAUAAUAAUGGUCAAUGAAUUCUAAAGCAGCCCAUAACUGCCAAACCCACAAAAUAUUGUACAUUUUUAUAUUACCUUAAAUUUCCCCUUAAAUAUUAAUCCUUAAUUAACCCAAUAAUUAACCCAAUAUAAAUAUAGUCUUUUUAGCUUUCAACCAAAAUUAGACAUAUAUACCCAAAUUGUCGUUACAACAUCUGAGUAAUAUUUUGCUGGGAGGGUGUGUUACACCUGAAAGCCCUCUUAUCCUCUUGGCAUUUAUGAACAAAAUGGUACAGAAGCCUGUUUAAUUCAGUGGAUGUUUUGGGAUCAACGUCAGCACUAAUACUAUUUCAGUGCAUUAAUUCUGUACCCCAGAGUACAUAUCGGAACACGUCUUUUGUGUGAAUGCUGGGAAUAAAGUACACAUUAGCUACGCAGACUGUAAAAUAAAGUGUUACUUCUGAUUUAAUGUGAUUACACUGUUUGCCUCAGUGUUGAUGAAAAGGUGAAGAAGAACAUGUAAGUAGAAUGUUUAUAUCUAAACGCUCUCAAAAAUACAUAAUCAGCCCCAAUUUAUACCCCUCCCCCCCCCUCCGUGCCAUCAAGAGAAUGUCUUUUUCUUGUGCACCUCGGUAGGUUUUUCCUCUAGAUGAUUGAUGUCAGUUUUUAUUAGAGAAGAACCUCAUGAUAUUUCUUGAAUAUGUAUCAUAGUGGCAUUUCACUACUGGUUUCAAAAGAUUUCUUUUUUUCUUUAGGACGCUUUUGAAGACACUGGACUUGAACUGAAAACCCAUAUUUUAUAAAGUUAGGAUAUGUUUUUGCUAGAUGAAUUGAUUUAUAAUGUAUACAGCAAGUUCAGUCACUGAAAGGAAGAAAAAAAACAACAGAUUAUUCACAUUUCAUUAUUUAUUCAUACUCAUUUGUUUUCCAAAUAAUACAACUCUGAGAGGUUUUAUUACAGUUGAUGAAUCAUCCUUGUUGCUAAUGAUAAAUGUGCAAACUGUCCAUAAAUACACAAUAAAGGAACGUUUGUCUGUGUGUGACUGCAA